Molecule: messenger RNA, 4140 nt
Organism: Catharus ustulatus (Swainson's thrush)
Lineage: Eukaryota; Metazoa; Chordata; Aves; Passeriformes; Turdidae
Product: myogenesis-regulating glycosidase-like
Exons: 1
Coding region: 1899-3995 (698 amino acids)
Biological process (GO): carbohydrate metabolic process; skeletal muscle fiber development
Molecular function (GO): hydrolase activity, hydrolyzing O-glycosyl compounds
Source: RefSeq, a predicted model, not a curated record
CAAUUUCUUAUUUUUUCACUCUGGAAAAUGGUGCAACUUGUCUUAAAGAGAGUCCUGUCUCCAGGCUGGUUGGGAGGGUGAAAGGAGGAAGGAAGAAGAGGAAGAAAGCUCUGAAGCCAGCAACUGAGGACUGACCCAGCACAUAAUAACACCUUCAAAGUGAAAAUGUUGUUUUGCAAAAACACAAAGGUUUCACUGGAAACCACCCGGGCUGGAGCUGCAAAGCCGUGUCAGGAGGCAGGCAGCACUGGGAGGCUGCCAGGUCUGAGCACUUUGGGGCUGGCAGAGUGCCCUGAGCACGUGUAAUCCAACCUGCUCCCCUAAAACACCCAUGUCCUGGAUCACCAUCUCUUUGGGACAGCAAUAGCCUUCCUUUUCUUGCCUUCCUCCCCCAGCCAGGGCUUGUCUGAGAACACUUUUAUCCACUCCACCUCUUUUUAUCAGCUAUGUCUUGCUCUUGUCUCACUUCAAAAACUAACCAGGCAGUUAAUUUGGUUGGUUUGGGAACUGCUGUGAUUGAUCCAAAAUGUGGUGACCUCUGGCAUUUUUAAUGCCUGGGUGGCAUGUCAUCUCUGUAUAUUUGGAUACUGAUGUCAUGGUGACAGGGAUAAAUACACCCAGCCAUUUAUUGCUGGGCACAGCUCUGAUGAGCAAACUGGCUCCUUUUCCCCCUCUCCAUAUAGGCUGCUCCUUCAAGUUCAAUCCUGUCAGAUCAAACAGAAUCCAGGAAGGGGCCAGGGGAGCCAUAAGUCUGGUUGCACAGAAUGCAUUGCCUUCAGCCACCAGCCUCAGUUUCUCCUGCCUGUGUUUUUGUUGGCAGUAGAUGCUCAGCUGUGCUGUAUUAGCUGGCUUGGUGAUGCUUGAUGCAGCUGGAAUCAUGUCAUCUUCUGUGCAUUUCGUAUCAAAACAAGGCUUUGAUAUAGUCCUGGUCUUGCAACAACUUCAAUUUAAUACACCUAACCUCAUACUCUGUACCAAAACACCUUCCAGCCCCACUGCAGUAUAACAUCUUGCCUGGCAUAAGCCCAGGAGCUACAGAGUUGUAAUAAAUUAGGAGAACUGAAUGAUAAUAAGAAAACAGAGACAGAGAUGUAGUGGAAGAUUCCUUUUUUCCCCAUACAAGGGCCAGACAGGGUUUCCUGGGGUGAUGGCUUUGGAAUAGGUAGCAGGGCAGGCAGUUGACGGGAAAGAGAAACACAUGCCCACACCCCCACAUCCCCAUGCAGGUCAGGGAAGGAGCAAGUGCAGGGAGAUAAAGCAUCUUUUGCCAGCUGCAUUCCUGGGGAUGUGGUGGGGAGCAGCAGGUGGAGGCUGGAGACUUCAGUGCAGCAAUUCUCUGCUUGUGUUUAAUGCAGAGAGGUUGUGGGCAGGAGAGAAAAUCCAGCAGGGCUCAAAAUGAAUGUAAACACAGAUCAGCCUGUGAUGUCCAGCUUGUAUGCUCAGGUACCAUCCCCUUCCCCAUCACCCCAUUCUCCUCCAGGCUCUAGUCUGGCUUUCAUUCCUUCAUCCUUGCUCUGUGGGACAGAGCAAGGCUGCAGCCAAUAAAGGGUCAUAGGAAUCCUGGCACAGACAUGCUCCAAAAAAGUUCAACGCAGCUGCCUGUGAGCGGGCUGCCACUGCAGAGCAAAGUGAGCCAGAGCCAGAGGGCAGGGACAGAGCCAGAGCCAGUGGGCUGCAAAUAGAACAGAGGAGCUGCAGCCCUCAGCAAGAUUUCAUUGGGAUUUUUAGUCUUUAUAACUCUCUGUUUUAUGAAAAACCAUUGCAGGUGUGAGCAGCCAAGCUUUGGAAAGGACAUUGUGAAUAGCUUUAUGCAGUAUCUUGGAUUUUCUCUUUACCAGCUGGAAUAAAAGAAUUCAGCAGCAAAGUUGCUGACCAGUUAUUGAGGCUGCACAGGAAUAAUGGACACUCAGAUUACCCACCGCUUGGGAAAACAUGGAAACUUUCCAAAGGGGGAUGCCAAAAAAAGGCACUUGACUGAAGAUGUCACACCGGUGAAGCAGAAGCCCUCCAAGGAGCUGAGGCCCAUGCUGGGCGCCAUCUUGCUGGGCCUCAUCCUGUUCAUUGCUGCAGUGGUGGCCUGGUGCUACUACACCGUGUCCCUGAGGAAGGCGGAGCGGCUCAAGACGGAGCUGAUGGACCUGCGGGCAGACGGCUUCGUCAUCCGCAACCAGCACGGGGAGGUGGUGUUCCGGCUGGCCUUCCGCUCGGGCAGCCUGGACCUGGAGUCGUGCUCCAAGGAGGGCGAGAUCCUGAGCUGCUCGCGCUCGAGCCGGGGGCCGCUCAACUUCUUCAUCCAGACGGUGAAGCCCAAGGACACGGUGAUGUGCUACCGCGUGCGCUGGGAGGAGCUGGCGGCCGGCCCGGCCGUGGAGCACACCAUGUUCUGGGAGGACGCCCACUGGUACGGGGGCUCGGAGAUGAGCACCCAGCACUGGCCCAUCCGCCUGGCCGGCUACCAGGAGCCCGUGCCCUACGUGACCAGCGACGUCUACUCCUUCCGCGACAGCUUUGGCGGCAUCCUCGAGCGCUACUGGCUCUCCUCCAAGGCGGCGGCCAUCAAGAUCAACGACUCCGUGCCCUUCCACCUGGGCUUCAACGCCACCGAGCGCACCCUCUUCUUCCAGGCCCGCUACAAGGACUCACCCUACAAGCCUCCCCCGGGCCAGCAGCCCUUCCCCGAGCUCAGCUACCGCGUCUGCGUGGGCUCCGACGUCACCUCCAUCCACAAGUACAUGGUGCGCAGGUACUUCAACAAGCCCUCCAAGAUCCCUGCUGAGAACGCCUUCCGAUACCCCAUAUGGUCCACGUGGGCCCUCUACAAAAAAGAUAUAAAUCAGGAUAAAGUUCUAAAUUUUGCAAGAGACAUUAAGAAAUAUCAUUUUAACUGCAGCCACAUUGAGAUUGAUGACAUGUACACCCAAGCCUAUGGGGACUUUGACUUUGACCCUGUCAAGUUCCCCAAUGUAACAGAGAUGUUUGCAAAGCUGAGAGAAGAUGGAUUUAAGGUCACCCUGUGGAUUCAUCCUUUUAUACACAUAGAUUCUCCCAGUUAUGAAGUUGGGAUUGAGCGUCAGCUGUUCAUCAAGGAGCCCUCAGGGCGGCUGCCAGCCAUGGUGGAGUGGUGGAACGGCAUCGGGGCCAUCCUGGACUUCACCAACCCAGCAGCCCGUGACUGGUUCCAGAGCCACCUGCGCCAGCUCCAGCAUAAGUACGGCAUCUCAUCCUUCAAGUUCGACGCAGGCGAGACUAGCUACCUGCCCAAGCAGUUCAGCACCUUCCGCCCACUGUCGGACCCCAGCAUCUGGUCCCGGCGCUACACGGAGAUGGCCAUCCCCUUCUACGAGCUGGCCGAGGUGCGGGUGGGCUACCAGUCACAGAACAUCUCCUGCUUCUUCCGCAUCAUUGACCGCGACUCUGUCUGGGGCUACGAGCUCGGCCUCAAGUCCCUCAUCCCCACCGUCCUCACCAUCAGCAUGCUGGGGUACCCAUUUGUGCUGCCAGAUAUGAUCGGAGGAAACUUCCUGCCGAACAAGACAGAGGGGGCAGUGGAGAUCCCCGACCGGGAGCUGUACGUGCGCUGGCUGGAGCUGUCAGCCUUCAUGCCCUCCAUGCAGUUCUCCAUCCCACCCUGGCUCUACGACAAGGAGGUGGUGGAGAUUGCACAGAAGUUCAUGGAGCUCCACGAGUCGCUGGUGGCCCCGCUGCUGCUGGAGCUGGCUGGGGAGGUCACCGACACAGGUGACCCCAUCAUCCGUCCCAUCUGGUGGAUCUCGCCCCGUGACGAGGCCACUCACCGGAUCGACUCCCAGUUCCUCAUUGGGGACACCCUCAUGGUGGCUCCUGUGCUGGAGAUGGGCAAGCAGGAGCGGGAUGUCUACCUGCCAGCGGGCAAGUGGCGCAGCUACAAGGGGGAGCUGUUUGAGAAGACCCCAGUGCUGCUUACUAACUAUCCCGUUGACCUUGAUGAGGUUGCCUAUUUCCUCUGGGUUUCCUAACACGAUUCUCUUUCUGUGGGUUUCCUAACAGGAUCCUCUUCAACUUUGCAAUAGACUCAAUGAUUAGUUUACCAAUGGCUUUAAUGACCAGGGAAUUUUAAUAAUUUCUAAUGUAGCAAUAUUUCAGAAUAAAAUUUGAAGGAGA